AUGAUGACUAGCCAGAUGACCGCAAUCAAACUACCUUUAGUCCUGUUAAGUGUAUCAUUGUUCCUACUAGCGGUUGUGUGCGUGGUGGCCCAGCGACGUUACGUUCCUCCUCGAACGACGACUGUAGCUGACAAUUUCCUGGAGGUGAGCAGCGUGAAGUGUGACGUCCUCAAGAACGACCACUGCGGCUCCCUGGACCCCAAACAACAGAAGUAUUACGUGACCUUCCCGCCCCCCAAGAAACCAACCAGACCUCCGCCCAGACCCCGCGGAGGAAACGCCGAUGAGGAUGGGAUCGUGUGGCCGAAGGAGUAUCAUUUAAAAGGUGAAAUGACUUUCAUGAGUAUAGGACUCCAGGAGCCAUUUGAAAUAUGGUACAGUGCUGUAGACAAUAAGUCGAGGAUUGAUUAUUACGACGGCACCGUGAAGAGAUACUACGUCGGAGAAGAGGAGGAUGAAGGGGAGGAAUAUAAUAUAUUUCCUGUGUUCAUUGAGAAGGAGAUGACAGUGAUGUGUGUUAAACAACCGUCAGAUGGAGGUGUCACGGACUUCUUAAUAGAUCCUAGUAACUUUACAUAUUCAGACACGACAUCAUAUAAUGGAAAAACGGUUCAGGUGUGGAAGAAUGUUGAAAUAGAAUUAAACAAAGAGAAAGUAGAACAAGUGUUGUAUGUGUACAAACAAGAUGGAGUUCAUAUACCGAUAAGAGUUGAAGAAAUCAAACAUAAUCUAUGGACUGGUGCUCUAGAGGGACACAAGAUAACCACUUACUACGACUACUCGAAACCUACGGAGAGUGACUUCAAUGUAGAAUUAGUGUCUGAAUGUGAAGACGCCUCCGACUUCUAUAACGACCUGAAACUACUACAUCCAAUGAUACCCUCGGAUGUGGACAGACUUUAUCACAGUUACAAAAAACAUCACAACAGAAACUACAAAGCUGAAGAGCAUGAACUGCGAAAAUCAAUAUUAGAACAAAACUGGCAACGCGUCAUCCUUCAUAACAAAAAAAACUUAGGCUUCAAGUUGACUCUCAACAAAUAUUCUGAUCGUACUAAUGAAGAGCUAUCCGUCCUGACUGGCACGAGACCCUCGUCUGGUACAGGCUCCGUCUCCUUCCCUCACACCGAUGAGGAAGUGGAACAGAUGGUGUUGGAUCUUCCUGAGAACUAUGAUAUGAGGCUUGAAGGAACCAUUAGUGCUGUCAAGAAUCAGGGUCACUGUGGCUCCUGCUGGACCUUCUCCACCACAGCCGCGGUGGAGGGAGCGCUGGCCAGGAAGAACGGAGGCAGAGACCUGGACCUCAGCGAACAGUCUAUAGUGGACUGUGCCUGGGGAUAUCACAACGCCGGCUGUGACGGAGGUAUGAUAGACACGGCCUUCAAGUACAUCCUGGACUACGGCAUCCCCACACAGAUAGAAUAUGGAGAUUACCUUGGAGAGGAUGGUUACUGUCACAUCGAGAACGUCACUAACGUCUACAACAUCAUCGGGUUCGUCCAAGUCCCCUCUAAGAGUGUGAACGCUAUGAAGGUAGCUCUGUACAAGUACGGUCCGGUGUCAGUGGCUAUUAAUGCGGACAAGAUGUUACUGGCGUAUGAAAGUGGAGUCUUCUUCGACCCUGAGUGUAAUGAGGAGGGUAUCAACCACGCGGUGACGGUGGUGGGGUACGGUGUUCGAGACGGAGCCACCUACUGGAUCGUGAAGAACUCCUGGGGAGAGGACUGGGGCCAGGACGGAUACCUGCUCAUCUCCGCCACUGACAAUAACUGUCACAUACUAGAAUACGCGUACUAUCCACUAUCCGGAGCCACAGUGUACUCGACUGUGGUCACCCCUCACCCCUCACCCGUCAGCCGUCACCCCUCACCCUCCGAGGGCUGUUCGUCGCUCAAUCCGUGUCCCGCUCGCCGUCUCGUAGGACGUGCGUCAUGUUCCAAUGAUCUGUGCCAGUGGUUGGUCGAAAAUGUCCAAUUAUCAUCAGCUAUUGGCCGUUAUAUUCGCUGUCAACCUCGUCAUUGCUUCACGUCGCUGGCUGUAGGUCAGGGUCUAAACGCUCUUGACAUGGAUCGACGGAGCAGUCAGCCCCUGUGGCUGCUACCCCAUGGAAAACAUUUAUAUACAAGUGGUGGAAACUUGAGUCUUACAAUUAGAGGUGAAGUCGUAGUAGUAACUAUGGUUAUUGGGAUCAAUGAGAGAAUAGGACACAUCAAUUCCAUGGUUUUGAAUCCUAUAACCUUUUGCUUUAAGAUUAAAAAGAAGCAGCAGCGCUACUUCUGUGGCCCUACGAACAUGUUUUUGCAUAUUGUUCCAGUGUCCUCCCUCCCGAGUCCAACGACCGAGGAGGAUGAAGACGAGGAUGAAACUACUCCGAGUCGAGCUGAUGCUGAUGAUGGGCGGGUGUACAAGAACCCUCGGAACUCACCCUCAGCUCAGUGUCCACGAGACGAGGAACAGGCUACCUUACUAGGUCAGAAAUGUCUCCGCAAGUGUUCAUCGGACGAGGACUGCAAGAGUAAAAAGAAGAAGUGUCUCUGUGAUGGCGCGUGCGGCAUGUCCUGUAUAAAGCCAGGUGAGUGA
Messenger RNA from Danaus chrysippus (African queen), 2580 nucleotides. Lineage: Eukaryota; Metazoa; Arthropoda; Insecta; Lepidoptera; Nymphalidae. The record is from the annotation of a GenBank genome assembly.